Molecule: messenger RNA, 1032 nt
Organism: Phacochoerus africanus (Common warthog)
Lineage: Eukaryota; Metazoa; Chordata; Mammalia; Artiodactyla; Suidae
Product: trace amine-associated receptor 7a-like
Exons: 1
Coding region: 1-1032 (343 amino acids)
Biological process (GO): G protein-coupled receptor signaling pathway
Cellular component (GO): membrane
Molecular function (GO): trace-amine receptor activity
Source: RefSeq, a predicted model, not a curated record
AUGAGCAGUGAUUCGCCCCCUCCCCAGGCAGUGCAGCUCUGCUAUGAGAACCUGAAUGGAUCUUGUGUCAAAAGUCCCUAUUCACCAGGCCCCCGCCUGAUCCUGUACACAGUGUUCGGCUUUGGAGUGGUGUUGACUGUAUGCGGAAACCUCUUGGUGAUGAUUGCAAUUCUCCACUUCAAGCAGCUGCAUUCUCCAGCCAAUUUUCUGACCGCGUCCCUGGCCAGUGCGGACUUCUUGGUUGGCGUGACGGUGAUGCCCUUCAGCACAGUGAGGACUGUGGAGAGCUGCUGGUACUUUGGGCAGAGGUACUGCCAGCUUCACUCUUGUUUUGAUGCGUCAUUCUGUUACGCUUCCAUCUACCACUUGUGUUUUAUCUCUCUGGACAGGUAUGCUGCAGUCACUGACCCCCUGAUCUAUCCAACCAGAUUCACCUCAUCUGUUUCUGGCAUGUGUAUUGCCUUCUCCUGGCUUUUUUCGAUGAUUUAUAGUUUUGCCCUUUUUGGCACAGGUACAAAUGCAGCUGGGCUAGAGGAUCUCGUAAGUGCUCUGUCCUGUGUGGGAGGCUGUCAAUUUACAGUGAAUCAAAGCUGGGUAUUGGUCAAUUUUCUAUUAUUUUUCAUCCCCACCCUUGUGAUGAUAACUCUUUACUCUAAGAUUUUCCUUAUCGCUAAACAUCAGGCUAGAAAAAUCGAAAGUAUGAGCAAGGAGACUGGGACAUCCUCAGACAGCUACAGAGACAGGGUGGCCAAGAGGGAGAGAAAAGCCGCAAAAACUCUGGGCAUUGCAGUGGUAGCAUUUCUGAUUUCCUGGUUGCCAUACUUCGUGGAUUCAAUAAUUGAUGCCUAUCUAGGUUUCAUCACUCCCACAUAUAUUUAUGAAAUAUUGGUUUGGAUUGCUUAUUAUAACUCAGCUAUGAAUCCUUUGAUUUAUGCUUUCUUUUAUCCUUGGUUUAGAAAAGCCAUUAAACUAAUUGUCACUGGCAAAGUCUUGAGAGAGGAUUCCUCAACAAUAAAUUUAUUUUCUGAGUAG